Molecule: messenger RNA, 462 nt
Organism: Kwoniella shivajii
Lineage: Eukaryota; Fungi; Basidiomycota; Tremellomycetes; Tremellales; Cryptococcaceae
Exons: 3
Coding region: 1-462 (153 amino acids)
Source: RefSeq, a predicted model, not a curated record
AUGUCUGAUGUAGCAAAAGCAAGUGUGGAGAUGAUGCCUUCUCUAAAAAUGGCUGGAGCAUUGACUGUUCGAGCUCUUGACACGCUACCUCUACCUCUUCUUGUUGUCGUAUUCCUCACCUGUUUGGCAUUGUUACAAUGGCCAGUUUCCCCUUCUCAAUCUUUAUUACCCACAUUCACACCUCCCUCAAUCGAGAAAGAUCGACUAUCACCGUUACCUCUGCUAGAAAAAUCGCCUUAUGCUUUAUUCUCCUGUUCGCAAUCUCCAUUCACACCACUCACUGCCCAGUCCCAAACAUACUCCCCGUCAUCGCCAUCAGCAGUACCUUCAUCAGUGAAGCAGCCCACUGCACCCAUCGGUAGAGGAGUGAGGAGAGGUAGUAAACAACUACGAGAAUGGAGAUUGGGGUUAGGAGUCGUGGAAGAAGAUGAAAGUGAAAAUGGGACUAUACAAGUAGUAUGA